AUGAAAGCAAGUUUAGUGCGGGAAGAAUACACGAAGAUAACCCAACAGGAACUGCCUGCCUGCAAACCAUCCCUAAGCCCUCUAGCGGUGGUCUCGUUGUUCACCAUUAUUGGAGCAGCCUUCAUACCCAUUGGAUAUGCGUGCCUGAGAGCUUCACAGCAGGUGGUGGAGGCGAGUGUGAGGUAUGAUGAUGUGUGCCUGCCGGGAGGCAGCCACAAGGAGCAGGAGCAGACCCUCCUGCAGACGAACGGCUCCGGCAGCGCAUGCACAGUGACGGUGGCGGUGACUCGGCGCAUGUCUGCACCGGUGUUCCUGUACUAUGAGCUGGACGACUUCUACCAAAACCACCGCAGGUAUGUGACCAGCCGCAGCGAUGCGCAGCUGAGGGGAAGCAGCGUGUCAGCAGCCAGCCUGCACAAGUCGUGCGACCCUCAGACGCUGCUCACUGGCUCGACAAACGCUGCCAUCGAGCCCUGUGGCCUCGUGGCAUGGUCCUACUUCAAUGACACGUUCCAGGUGACCCUGGACGGCGCAGCCGUAAUACUGGACGACUCACACAUAGCUUGGAAGACUGAUGUCAACAAGCGCUUCCCGGCUGCACCCGCCGCUUUCGUCAACACUGUUCCGGAGCUGCGAGGAGGGGGCACCAUCAGCGGACCCAUCAAGGCGGACGAGCACUUUGUAGUGUGGAUGCGCACAGCGGCGCUGCGGAACUUCCGCAAACUGUGGGGACGCAUCAACACAGACAUCCCUCCUGGCGCCAAUGUCACCGUGCUCAUUCAGAACAGGUACAAUACGUACCGAUUCGGGGGCAAGAAGAAGGUUGUACUGAGCACUGCCAGCUGGCUGGGGGGCGCUAAUCCGUUUCUGGGCAUCGCCUAUUUUGGUGUGGGGGGCGCCAGCCUGGCAUUUGCGCUGGCAUUUGUCAUGCUGACGUGGUUGACCCCCCGCCAGCCUGGCGACAGUACCCAGCUGUCAUGGAACAAGAAUAGAUGA
Messenger RNA from Coccomyxa subellipsoidea C-169, 996 nucleotides. RefSeq names its product Lem3/Cdc50. Lineage: Eukaryota; Viridiplantae; Chlorophyta; Trebouxiophyceae; Coccomyxaceae. The transcript has 9 exons. Gene Ontology annotation, cellular component: Golgi apparatus; plasma membrane; endoplasmic reticulum. Bases 1 to 996 code for a protein of 331 amino acids. The record is from RefSeq and is a predicted model, not a curated record.